Molecule: messenger RNA, 1179 nt
Organism: Thamnophis elegans (Western terrestrial garter snake)
Lineage: Eukaryota; Metazoa; Chordata; Lepidosauria; Squamata; Natricidae
Gene: LEF1
Product: lymphoid enhancer binding factor 1
Exons: 11
Coding region: 1-1179 (392 amino acids)
Biological process (GO): canonical Wnt signaling pathway; regulation of transcription by RNA polymerase II
Cellular component (GO): beta-catenin-TCF complex
Molecular function (GO): DNA-binding transcription factor activity, RNA polymerase II-specific; RNA polymerase II cis-regulatory region sequence-specific DNA binding
Source: RefSeq, a predicted model, not a curated record
AUGCCUCAGCUCUCGGGAGGCGGCGGCGAUCCGGAGCUCUGUGCCACCGACGAGAUGAUCCCCUUCAAAGACGAAGGUGACCCCCAGAAGGAAACCAUCUUCGCCGAGAUCAGCCACCCGGAGGAAGAAGGAGACCUGGCCGACAUCAAGUCUUCGCUGGUCAACGAGUCGGAAACCAUCCCCAGCAGCAACGGGCACGAGGUGUCUAGACAAGGCCAGUCUCAGGAAGUUUAUGAAAAAAGCAGAGAACAUCCUGAAGAAGGCAAACACAUAGAUGGUGUUCUGUACAAUAAAGGACCUUAUUCUGGUUAUUCCGGGUAUAUCAUGAUGCCAAAUAUGAAUAAUGACCCAUAUAUGUCUAAUGGAUCUCUCUCGCCACCAAUUCCUAGAACGUCCAACAAAGUCCCUGUGGUGCAACCUUCCCAUGCAGUCCACCCUCUCACUCCACUCAUCACCUACAGCGAUGAACACUUUUCUCCAGGGACACAUCCUUCACACCUCCCCUCAGACGUCAACACAAAACAAGGCAUGAAUCGGCAUCCUCCAGGUCCUGAUAUUUCCACCUUUUAUCCCUUAUCGCCUGGCAGUGUUGGGCAGAUAACCCCACCACUUGGCUGGCAAGGGCAGCCUGUAUAUCCCAUCUCAGGUGGAUUCAGGCAUCCCUACCCAUCCUCACUUUCAGUCGACACUUCCAUGUCAAGGUUUUCACAUCAUAUGAUCCCAGGUCCUCCAGGACCCCACACAACUGGAAUCCCUCAUCCUGCAAUUGUAACACCUCAAGUCAAACAAGAACAUCCACACACAGACAGUGACUUAAUGCACGUGAAGCCUCAGCAUGAACAGAGGAAAGAACAAGAGCCCAAAAGACCUCACAUUAAGAAACCUCUGAACGCUUUCAUGUUAUACAUGAAAGAGAUGAGAGCGAAUGUUGUAGCAGAAUGUACUCUGAAAGAAAGUGCAGCCAUCAACCAGAUCCUCGGCAGAAGGUGGCAUGCCUUGUCGCGUGAAGAACAAGCAAAAUAUUACGAACUCGCUCGGAAAGAAAGGCAGCUACACAUGCAACUGUAUCCUGGCUGGUCUGCAAGAGACAACUACGGAAAGAAGAAAAAGAGGAAGAGAGAGAAGCUACAGGAGUCAACAUCAGGUACCGCCCCACGAAUGACAGCUGCCUACAUCUGA